Molecule: messenger RNA, 1773 nt
Organism: Scatophagus argus
Lineage: Eukaryota; Metazoa; Chordata; Actinopteri; Scatophagidae
Gene: cops4
Product: COP9 constitutive photomorphogenic homolog subunit 4 (Arabidopsis)
Exons: 10
Coding region: 80-1300 (406 amino acids)
Cellular component (GO): cytosol; COP9 signalosome
Source: RefSeq, a predicted model, not a curated record
UCCCCGGCACUCAGACCGGAAGUCUCGCUCCCCUCUUGGCUGAGGAAGCCUGCUGUUGUUGACACUUCGACAGGCAACAAUGGCAACCGAAGUGAGACAGGAGCUAGCACAGUUGAUGAAUUCAAGUGGAUCUCAUAAAGAUCUCGCUGCCAAAUAUCGACAGAUUUUGGACAAGGCCAUUCAGUUUACAGAUGCAGAUCAGCUGGAAUCCUUAAAGGCCUUUGUUGAAGCAAUGGUCAAUGAAAAUGUCAGUCUUGUCAUCUCGAGACAGCUGCUCACAGAUUUCUGCACACAUCUGCCCAACCUGCCUGACGCCACCGCCAAAGCAGUGUACCACUUCACCUUGGAAAAGAUUCAGCCGAGGGUCAUCUCUUUUGAAGAACAAGUUGCCUCAAUACGACAGCACUUAGCAACCAUUUAUGAAAAGGAGGGAGACUGGAGAAAUGCUGCCCAGGUUUUAGUUGGAAUUCCAUUGGAAACAGGACAGAAGCAGUACAAUGUUGACUAUAAGUUGGACACAUACCUGAAAAUUGCCCGUCUCUACUUAGAAGAUGAUGAUCCAGUGCAGGCAGAAGCCUACAUCAACAGAGCCUCAUUGCUUCAGAAUGAGUCCUCUAAUGAACAGCUGCAGAUACACUAUAAGGUAUGCUAUGCCAGAGUCCUGGACUUCAGGAGGAAGUUCAUUGAAGCUGCACAAAGAUACAACGAGCUGUCUUAUAAGUCAAUUGUCCAUGAGAGUGAACGUCUAGAGGCACUGAAACAUGCCCUGAACUGCACCAUACUGGCCUCUGCAGGCCAGCAGCGUUCCCGUAUGUUGGCCACUCUUUUUAAGGACGAGCGCUGUCAGCAGCUGGCAACCUACGGUAUUCUGGAGAAGAUGUACCUGGACCGUAUCAUCAGGGGAAACCAGCUGCAGGAGUUUGCCGCCAUGCUGAUGCCCCACCAGAAAGCCACCACAGCAGAUGGCUCCAGCAUCCUUGACAGAGCUGUUAUCGAACACAACCUACUGUCUGCAAGCAAACUCUACAACAACAUCACUUUUGAAGAACUAGGAGCUCUGUUGGAAAUCCCCCCAGCAAAGGCAGAGAAAAUAGCUUCACAGAUGAUCACUGAAGGACGCAUGAAUGGCUUCAUCGACCAGAUAGACGGCAUUGUACACUUUGAGACCCGUGAACCCCUUCCUACAUGGGACAAACAGAUCCAGUCACUGUGUUUCCAAGUCAACAACCUCUUAGAAAAGAUCCGACAGGCUGCUCCGGAGUGGGCUGCGCAGGCAAUGGAAACCCAGAUGACCCAGUAAACAUCCCCCCCCCCAAACAAAAUCCUCUAAACUGCUCCCUCAUCCUGUCCUGAUGUGUCGUCUUCCUGAUCAAAAUUGUCUCCGCUCCAGUCCCACUAAUGGAAACGGCAAAGAAGAGAAGUUUUUGCUACCACCGUCACUUUUUGCAGAGGAUAUUUUUGCUCACAGGGAAAAUUCAGCGUCUCUCAUUGUUUCAGAUCUGUGUCUCACACAGAUGUAGUGACAGGAGGGCCAUAAUGUAACAUGUAGGUGUGACUUCAUAUGAUUUACUUGGCAUGUUUAAAGUUCAGAUAUGGUUAUUCACAUAGUUGACAUGAAAAAUGCAAUGUUGUGUUCCAGCGCAUUCUAGUGUUUUUAACUUAACGUAAUUACACAGCAACUUCCGUCAAAUGGUUCUUGGUUUAUUCAUGUUAACCUUCUCUGUCCACAUUUAUGAGGUUUCAGCAAAGAGAAAUAAAUUCACAUGAAAGAAA